This is a messenger RNA of Prorocentrum cordatum, 1416 nucleotides long. The record is from the annotation of a GenBank genome assembly. NCBI's taxonomy places the organism in Eukaryota, Dinophyceae, Prorocentrales, Prorocentraceae.
AUGGUGAGGAGGAUCCUGGAGCAGAUGACGAAGAGCUGUUUCCGCCAGGUGGAGGGCUACAUCCCGAGGGGGGGCGAUGUCCACAUCCAGGAGAUGACAGUGGCGGACGCCAGGGAAAAGGCGAUUGACCUCCCACAUUGCCUCGGCUUCACGUUCCGUGGGGAGGAGACUGCAGGGCCCGUGAAGGUGUUCUUCAAGAUGAAAUCCAUCGUCAAAGGAACCGGUUGGACAUCGUUCGUCAUAGACCGUCAGAAUGUCAGGCAUGAGGGCAUGGUCCGUGAGGUCACGGGCCUCGAGAGGACCAUGGAUAUCCAGGCGUGGUGGCGUAUUUUGAUGUUGUCAACUCAGGAGGGCGAUAAGAUGAAGGAGUCUAUCCGGGAGCAGCUCAGCGAGUCCGCGAUCACCGACCAGAGUUUUCUCGUGGCCAUCCUGGUGAUGCUUAAAGUCUGGCCUGCAUCCAUUCCGCCGGUCAUGGAUGCCAUCCGCGCGCGUCUGCAGGGCAGGAGGAGUGUGGCCGGAGAGGCCCAGCUUGUGAAGCUAUUGGCCAAGCAUAGCGCUCGGCACGACACGGCCGCCAUCGCAGUGUUCUGCGCCUGCCUGAGCAGCGACAAGGUCGACACGCUAACCGUGGCGGCCAAGGCCCUCAUCCAGCACGCUCCGCACGGCCACGUGCAGGUGAUCGAGGCCCUCGUCUCGUGCGCGAAGAGGCUCGGGCACCGCGUGCACGGACUGAUCGCGCGGGCGCUCGGCCACAUCGCGCCGCGAGGCCACGCGGAGGCCAUCGCGGCUCUGGAGUCCUGCUCCGCGGGCGGGGCUGAGCUCCAGACGCCCGCCGCGAGCCGAAGGCAGGCGGAGCUCCAGGCGCAGCUGGAGCAGAGCCUCGGCCGCCUGAGGCCGCGGCCAGAGCAGCAGCGGCCGGCCCCGCCCAGCGGCCCACGGCGCACCAGCGACGAGGGGCCGCCGAUCCUCCCGCUGCCCGACGAGCCCGCGUGCGCCCGCGGAGUGGCGGCGUCGCAGGGCCGCCAGGGCCCGCCAGGGCACGCCUCCGCCGACGGGGCGCGGGCGGCGCCGGCGGGGGAGCGGCCGCAGAAGCAGCCGUGGCGGCCGCGGUUUCUGCGGCCGCAGCAGCCGCAGCUUGGGCAGCAGCAGCACCACGAGCCGAUGCCGCUGCCCCAGCAGCAGCAGCAGCAGCAGCAGCAGCAGCAGCAGCAGCAGCACGAGCAGCUCCAGCAGUGGCCUCGAUGGCCAGGGCAGCAGCAGCCGCAGUGGCAGCCGCAGGAGUGGGCCCAGGGGCAGCAGCUCGCUCCAGAGGCGCACCCGAGCGGACCUGCAGGGUACGUGCUGUGCCUCAUGCCUGUCGUGACCAACCGCGACGGGCAACCCGAGUUCUCCACGCAAUCAGUUCUGCAGCAGUAG